Aspergillus novofumigatus IBT 16806 is the source of this 1450-nucleotide messenger RNA. Its product is annotated as HECT-type E3 ubiquitin transferase. The transcript is spliced from 3 exons. Gene Ontology annotation, biological process: protein polyubiquitination; protein monoubiquitination; proteasome-mediated ubiquitin-dependent protein catabolic process. NCBI's taxonomy places the organism in Eukaryota, Fungi, Ascomycota, Eurotiomycetes, Eurotiales, Aspergillaceae. Gene Ontology annotation, cellular component: nucleus; ubiquitin ligase complex; cytosol. The record is from RefSeq and is a predicted model, not a curated record. Bases 110 to 1384 code for a protein of 424 amino acids. Gene Ontology annotation, molecular function: cyclin binding; ubiquitin conjugating enzyme binding; ubiquitin protein ligase activity.
CCUUCAGGAAUAAUGAUACCAUUUCUUGCGCAGUUUGCUCUAACUUCAGUCUUGCAAGAUACUCUCCUUGACAGAUUGUACUCCUGCUAUGUGAGAAUCACAAGCUGUCAUGCCUACUUCCCCAGAGAGCCCCGAGACAGAUGUUGACACGUCCUUGUAUCUCCACACCGAACUCCUCCCAAACAUCCGUCACAUCACACUCUACAUCUCAUUACCGCCCAAUCUAGGUAUCCAGAACAUCCAGCCACUGAUAGCUCUCUCAGAAUCCCGUCAGGCUGUCUCGGUAUCCCUACCGAAACCCUUCGACCAUGUAACGGAUACCAUCAAGCUGCCCGCGCGGGCUAAUAAAGCCUCGCGGCGCAUUCUAGCCACCAAUAGACAGGGUGCUGCGACUACCGCAGAUAGCAGGCGACGCGAAUUCUCCUUCCGAAUGCAGAUUGAUGAUUCAGAUGAUUCACUUCCGUCCAAGGAUCCGCUCAUCGAUGAUUUCGUGCCCUGGACCGCGGCGGAUAUGUCUCCGUCGACGAGACUGCGUUGUCGCGGGUGUGAGAAUGUCGUUCUGGAUACGCCUCGAUGCGCAGAUACACAAUCUGAAGGUUCUGGCCCAGAAGGCUGGAUGUGGAAGGACCUGCCCAGCGGGAACUGGGCCGAGAUGAUGGAUUUCUGGCAUUGUCAUAAACCGGACCCUCCUGAAGGCCAUGGCCGUGGGGAAGACCCCAAUGCUCAGACGAAGGGAUACGGAGCGGCGAAUCAGGUGGUGGCGACGGCCGGGACGGUCCUCGUGGAUGUGGCGACGUUUCUGGUCUUGGAGGCGGAUUGCAGGGGAUUAAAGAAGGUACAACCUUCCCCUGAAGAGACCGUCCAAAAGAAAGAAAUAUCUCUGAACUGCGCAAAAUGCGACGCCACGAUCGGUAUAGAAGACGCCGUGGCGCAGGGCUGGCGACUCUUCAAAACAAGCCUAUCCGCCAGUAUCCAUGACCCAUCAACAUGGGAAAUCCACCCCAUCGAGACCAUCGUCGCGGCUCAACUCCUCGAGCUCAUUGAGCGGGAAAGCGCCCGUCGCUUCGUCAUCCACUGUGGCAGGCCAGAUGGACUCUUACUAUGGGUCUUCAACCCCGACCUUCGAUACUCGAGCUCCAGCGCAGAAUAUAGUGUCUCCUCGCAGCGGGCGAUGAAGGUCCUUUUCCAGGAGGUCAGGAACGUAGAUAGCAUUCUGGACCCUGAUCGGGGUUCGUCGUCGCUUUCGCUGGAGGAGUUGAGGGUCCCUGACUGUGUGUACGAGGCUGUUGAGCGGGAUCUGAAGGCCAGGAAUGAGAUGCUGCCGGCUUCUGCGAGGGAGUUUCGGGAGUGGAGGGUUGGGGCUUUGCAUCGGUUUGAGAGGUGAUGUGAAUAUGGUGUAUGUAGUGCAUUAGUAGAGUGAGAGUGAAUGGGAUUCACUUCUGUUUACUGG